Messenger RNA from Branchiostoma belcheri (Belcher's lancelet), 2057 nucleotides. RefSeq names its product selenoprotein S-like. The record is from RefSeq and is a predicted model, not a curated record. The transcript has 6 exons. Gene Ontology annotation, cellular component: endoplasmic reticulum membrane; Derlin-1-VIMP complex; Derlin-1 retrotranslocation complex. Gene Ontology annotation, biological process: retrograde protein transport, ER to cytosol; endoplasmic reticulum unfolded protein response. Lineage: Eukaryota; Metazoa; Chordata; Leptocardii; Amphioxiformes; Branchiostomatidae. Bases 132 to 722 code for a protein of 196 amino acids.
GGGAGAUUCGAAAUUGCGCAGCUGUUCUGCGCACAGCAAUGGCCGACUAGACGUGUUUAGUACACGUCAGCUCAGAAUCUUGCUGAAAAAUCGCCUGUUUUACUGCUUAAACCCGCGAUUUGAGUCACGGGAUGGACGAACAGCAAGGCGGGGUGAUUCAGGAUGAGCGUGGACAGUGGGUGGAGGACGUAGGACACCCAGAUCUGUCUCAGGACCCGACAAUCGUACAGGAUACCUACAAAAUAGUGAGAGGUCUACUGGUUCAGUAUGGAUGGCUGGUGUUGUUUGUUAUUGUUGUGCUGAUGUACCUGAAGAGUAAACUCAACCCCUACAUAGAACAGUACAGGAGGAAAAGGGAGAAUGCCACCAACCAGGCUGCAUACAAUCCAGAUGUGGCCCUGUCCAGACAAGAGGCCAUGGAACAGGCUCGCCUGAGGAUGCAGGAGAAACAGGACGCACUGGCAGCACAGUAUGCAGAGGAACUCAGAAAGAGGGAGGAAGCAAAGAGGGAGGAAAAAAUAGAAGAGUGGGAAAAACUCCAGCAAGGAAAAGGAUACCACUCUAAGACCAGAGUCCAGACUGAUGAUGCAAGUGGACAAUCUAAACCAAAGCCUCAACCUAAAAAACGCCUCAGAGAUGGUUUUAACCCCAUGACUGGCGAGGGUGGCGGCUCGUGUCGCUGGCGACCGUCUCCGAGAGGCGGGGCACGCGGCGGCGGAUGAGGUUAAAGUUCGUGUGCAUGGACCACAGUGCACUUUGGUUCUGUCCAGCCCUGUCUCUCCUUUUCUCUCUACCUUCCUAAUUUCUCUAAUCUACAAGGCAUUCCUUGUCUUUGUUUAAAGUUUUGCCUUCUUUGAGUUACUGUAGGUCACUUUAUGUUUACAGUAGCAGAAUUUGAGAAAACUUGAGGUCUUCAUGGAACGAUAUGUUCACUUUGCAGGAAAAAGAAAGUUGGCAAUUGAUUUGUUAGGCAUAAUGAUAAGUUUACGGUACUGAAGUGACCAUGAAAAAGACGUGAACAUAAAAGUACUGUGAAAAAAUCUGGAAUUACAGUAUUCAACUCUUCUCUUUGUCUCUUGGACUGGACACCAAAUGCCUGUUUGUUUGCACACAAAUUCAGCUCCAUCUUUCCAAUGGACAGCAACAUCUUUCAAAGUGACUACUAUUAGACCACAUACAUACUGCAAUUGUUGCAACAUUUACUAUACUACAAGUUUGUCAUAUAUAGAAUAUAUGUAUCUACUUUUUUUUCUUGGUCCACACAGGGUUACAGCAGAUAUUACAGCAUAACGGUAAAGAUUACUAGUAUUUCAUGUGUUGUAUAAGCUUUGAUGUGAUCAAGAGUGUAAUGUUGCUGUACAUUUGAAGGAAGGAGUAAGUUUAGGCAGUCAACUUCUGAGGGCAGCUUCUAUCAAAGUAGGACAUGUUUUAUGGUUAUAACAGUAUCAUACAUUUUGUACAUCCGUUCCAAGUCAUGUACAGUAUAUAUUAUACUGUUAAGAAAGCCACACUAAAGUGCAGACUAGAUAGGAUUUUGUCCUAACUGAAACUAUUUGUUAUUUUUGCUUUUCAAGCAGGUCAGGCAUUUGCAAUACACUUUAUACAUGUACUGGAUUUCUUAGGUAAAAGAAUCUAUACAUACAAUGUAUGUAGCAAAUUGUUGCAUAAUAAUCAUACAAUGUUAUGUGUUACAUACAAGAUUGUUCUGUAGAUAAAAGUAUUAAUUAUGAAGUAGAAUACAAUUUUUCAUGCCUUUGAAUUUUAUUAGCAAGAUUAUUAUUCUAUUUACAUCAACUUACCAGGACUGAAAGAUGUAAAAUUUUGUUAUGUAUGUCCUUACUUUGACCUGCCCUCAGAAGUUUUAAUGAUGUUUGUGCUAAAAAUGACUGUUAAGUCAGUGGUAUAGACUGAGAAAAACUGCCUUGUUGCACUGAAUUGUAGAUACUGUUUGCUUGAAUAUUAUUAUAGCAAAUCUAUAUGAAUGGAACAUAUUGAAUUCUGCUGCUGGAAAAUGUGUACAACUGCAGAUAAAUGAUAAAUAAAAUCAAGUAAAUAGA